Mercenaria mercenaria is the source of this 3115-nucleotide messenger RNA. Its product is annotated as sushi, von Willebrand factor type A, EGF and pentraxin domain-containing protein 1-like. The record is from RefSeq and is a predicted model, not a curated record. Lineage: Eukaryota; Metazoa; Mollusca; Bivalvia; Venerida; Veneridae. The transcript is spliced from 7 exons. Bases 80 to 3115 code for a protein of 1011 amino acids.
CUGUAAGUGAAUUCAAAGUGAAAAACAGAAGACAAUAGCGAAAAAUAAAUGAAAUAAUAAUAAACAAAAAUAAUGAAAUAUGGAUUAUCCAUAUGUUAAAAGCAGAAAAGAUUCGAGUCCUGAUCGGUUAGAUGGAACACGGAAAAGUCUUGGAGCCACACGGAUAGACGGUAGCAAUGACUAUGGUUCCGACUGGUUGAAUGGUGGAUACAACUGGGAGGCGAGUCGCAGAGAAGAAUACGGCAUGUCACGACGGGAUGUACCAGAAGACUGGUACGCUCUUAGAACGACCCUCCGAGAUGACAGUGGCAACCGGAGACGUGACAAUUUAGGCCGAACCAUGAAAGAAAAUUUAGGCGCCACGCGGCGCGUGGAUUUAGGCGCCACAGGCGACACGCGGCAUAAGGAUUUUGGUGCGUCUGCUGCAGACGGCUUAAGAGCUACUAACGGGAAUCUAUAUCGGGAUAGCAGGUAUGGUAAUCCUGAAGUGCCAUACUAUCGUCAGGUACUAGAUACAAGACAGUACGGAGCCAGUAGAUCGAGCCCCAAUCCCACACAUGUGCGAGAAGAAACCAUAUAUCAUACUAUAGAACCCUACGAUUCCGCAGUGAAAGAGGGAAAAUACUUAAUAGGUAGUGGACAAGAGACAGGUGCCGGAAAACAGAGGCGUUGUACGAGUGUAGCAGACGACAGAGAUCUGAUGCAAGAACGGCACGCUAUGUUCGGUAAGAUAAGAACAAAAUGGGCACCCAGUUACAGACCGGACGAUCCGGCAACUGUCUCCAAAUGGUCCGAUGAAAAUUCAAGCAAGGAUGGUGACCCACGAAAGCGGAACCUUAGGCUGGUCAUUAUAGUAGCUGUAGUGGCUGUGGUUGUUCUGGUGGCAGCUCUUGUGCCAACACUCCUACUUACACUCGGGAAGGACGAAGAAAAAGAAGUUCUCGCACAAUAUGAGUUUAAGGCCACAAUUACAAAUAGAGAGUACAGUGCAGACAUGGCCGGGAAUAACUCUGACGCCUUCAUAAAAGUAGAAAACGAAUUUUGCGAUCAGCUGGAUCAAAAUGCUGCUAACAAGAGAACAGCGGAGUUUUCCUACGAUGGAUGUGCCGUAAAAGAAAUUAAGAAUGGCAGUUUGAUCAUUAUUUACAUAAUUGUCAUCAGAACUUCGGUCUCAAGGGACGGAACGCUACCAACACCACAAGAAGUGAGUACUGUUGUUGGUAUUGAAGUUGCCGCAGAUAAUCAAACAGUCGGUGAUUUGACGAUUGUAACUGUCGAAAUUGAAAUAACAGUUCCAACUGUCAUCACAGAGAAUGAGAAUCCUGUCAAGAAAAAGAUACAGUUCAACGGGGUAUGCUUGGUGGGUAGCAAUAAAGAACGUUGUGUUACCAAACACUCUGAAUGUAUAGAAGGGGUUUGCAAGUGCCCAGUGGACAGAACCCAUGACUCUUCAUCCGACAAUUGCACUCGAAUCGACUGUGGUGAUGAACCUGUCAUAAACAACGGAACUGUAACGUCAAACGGUACCAAAUAUGGGUCAACACUAAAUAUCACUUGUGAUGAAGGUUUCGAACUCUCAGAGAAUGCAACGAUUAAUUGUACCACACCAGGGACCUGGGGAGAUAUGCCAUUAUGCACACCCAAGGAAUGUCCAGAGUUUAUAACACCAAACAAUUCUGAAAUAGACUCAAAUACUACUGGUCGCACAUAUACAGAUAUCAUUGAAAUCACAUGUAUAACAGGUUACGAGCUAGAUAGCAGUUUAUCUACGGUGACAUGUUUGGCCAACCAGUCUUGGAGUGAGUCCCCUGUUUGUUCUGUCGUAAACUGCAAUGCAUCAGACAUUCCAGUUAAUACCAUUAUAUCAUGGGACAAACAGAAAUAUGAAUACAACGAAAACGUUACAGUUGAAUGUGACACUGGAUUUCAGCUUGAAGGUAAUGCUACAAUUAGUUGUCAAGCAAACGGAACAUGGGAACACAUUCCAGAAUGUUCUCCAGUUGACUGCGAGCCACUUCCGGUGCCAGAUAAUGCAGCUAUUUAUCCGAACAAACAACAGUAUGAAUACAAUGACAACAUAACAAUCGAAUGUAACAAUGGUUACAAAAUUCAAGGUGAGAACACGUCUAGUUGUCAAGCAAAUGGGUCGUGGACUGAUGCAGCAACAUGCACUCCAAAAGAAUGCGAUCUAUUUGUUAUACCAGAAAACGCUGAAUUUACACCUAACAAAAGCCAGUUCUUUUACAGCGAAAAUGUAACGAUAAAAUGUAACAUUGGUUACGAGCUUCAAGGUAAUGAAACAAUUAGUUGUCAAACUGACGGAACUUGGAGAGAGGUACCAGCUUGUUCUCCAGUUGAAUGCGAACGUUUUGAUGUACCAAACAAAGCAAACUUAGAACCGGACAAACAACAAUAUAAUUACAGUGAAAGCGUAACUUUGGAAUGCGAAAGUGGAUAUGAAAUCCGAGGUAACUUCACAGUAACAUGUCAAGAGAAUGCAUCAUGGACCGAAAUACCGACAUGCAAACCAAUUUAUUGUAGUACACUACAAUUACCCGAACAUGCUGAAACAAAUUCAAACAUAACUGGACUAAACUUUGAUGAUGAAAUUUCUAUUAGCUGUCAAAAUGGAUUUGUUCUUGUUGGUGAGAGUAAAGUUUCUUGUAAUGCUAAUGGAACAUGGCCAGCUAUUUCCUGCGUACCAGCUAACUGUUCAACUGAAAAUAUUACAAUGCCAGAAAAUAGUGAAACAACAAUGGUAAACGAGACUGUAUCUACCUUUGAAGUACAAUGUGUGGAAGGUUAUACUAUCGUCGGAAAUUCUUCUGUAACAUGUAUUGCUGGAAAUUGGAGUGAAUUUCCAAGUUGUGUGAUUGUAGAUUGUGGACCAUAUGAACCAAGCGGGGAGACAUAUACAAUUGAAUCAAAUUCUACAACUACGUACAAUACAUCUAUAUCGGUUACGUGCGUAGAUGGUCUGGAACUAACAAAUGACUCUAUGAAAGUAGUGUCAUGUGAAGCAGAUGGACAGUGGAAUGGACACAUCGAAUGUAAAAUUCCUGGUAAAUAUAUAACAGUCUUUAAGUCUAAGUUCAAAGAAAUAAUGAAGAUUUAG